Tetrahymena thermophila SB210 is the source of this 282-nucleotide messenger RNA. RefSeq names its product signal recognition particle 9 kDa protein. Gene Ontology annotation, cellular component: signal recognition particle, endoplasmic reticulum targeting. The transcript has a single exon. NCBI's taxonomy places the organism in Eukaryota, Ciliophora, Oligohymenophorea, Hymenostomatida, Tetrahymenidae. The record is from RefSeq and is a predicted model, not a curated record. Gene Ontology annotation, molecular function: 7S RNA binding. Gene Ontology annotation, biological process: SRP-dependent cotranslational protein targeting to membrane.
AUGGGUAAAUUUGUAGAAUGGGAAAUAUUUAGAGAUACAGCUAUUGAGCUAAUUGGUAGCAAUCCUUUCACAUCUCGUUUAGUUGUUAAAUACAACCAUAAAAAGGAUGUUUGCAUCAUGAAAGUAACAGAUGAUAAGAAGUGGAUUAAAACUAAAAUAGUGAAUAUUAAAGAUUUCACAAAAAUUGAAUAAUUCAUAAAAGUAACAUCAAAAAUUCUUUCUAACUAAACUGAAGAUAAAACAGCAAUGGAGGAAGAAAAGCCAUUAAAGAAAAAACAUUGA